AUGAUUUCACAAAGAAUGAUUGUUGUCAGUCUAUUACUUAUUGUAUUUACAUUGAUUUUACAAACGAUUAAUGGUCAACCGAUCUUGGCUGUUGAUGAUGCUGUCGUGAGUUUUGAUCCCGAACGAGAACAACGAUCGUUGACUGAAAAUAACGGUGCGCUUCGUGUAAAACGUGACGAUACUAAUAAUAACAAUAUUUUAUCUCUUCUAUCACCGUUAAACUCUCUUUCUCUUAAUGAUGUUGUUGAUAGUGAUGUUCAUAAUUUAAUACAAUCACAUGAGAAUAAACCAUCAAAUUUUUUUAAAUCCACAGGCUCUUCAAGACAACUUCGAUUAAAUAAAAAAUUAAGAAAUGGAGGGGUAUUUGUCGAUAAUAGAUUAAAACGAUUUCGUAUGUUGGAUCCGGAAGAAUUUCAUGAAAUGUUACAAUCAAUGCAUUUAUCUCACCCUGAACAAUCAAAAGCUAUGAACGGUGUUGACACAAUUGGAAUGCAACUUGAAAAUUACUGGUCUCGUAAAUGA
Didymodactylos carnosus is the source of this 522-nucleotide messenger RNA. The record is from the annotation of a GenBank genome assembly. NCBI's taxonomy places the organism in Eukaryota, Metazoa, Rotifera, Eurotatoria, Philodinida, Philodinidae.